UUUCACCGGUCGAUUAAACACCCCCCUUUAAACACGGGCCUGAAGAACUCUCUACCCUUUCUCACUCUCCUACUUUUUUUCUCUUCCCUCUCGUCUCAAACAUCGCCGGAACAAAAGAUGUCCGAAGAAUUCGCUGUCCGAGUAGAGCAAGGUCUCAAGCUCUCACGACGGAUAUACUACGGCAAAGGCAUCGCUCCUCCCGCAGUCCCGGACCCUCAGUCAUCGCCGGAGAAUUUUCUUCCGAUGGCGAUUACGGCUUACGCAUCAAUCACAGAUCCGGUGGCUGUUGACAACCCCGACGUCCCGAGCUACCAGCCGUACGUGCACGCACGUUGCGACCCGUCGGCGCUCGUGCCGCUUCAGAUGCUCGGGAUAGAGAUGAGAGUAGAUUGCUGGCUCGACACGGCGUUUGUCACCGUCACCGGACGGUGGCGCGUUCACUGCGUUAUGCCUAGUAAACGCUUUGACUGCUGCAUCGCUGUUCCCAUGGGGGAGAAGGGUACACUUUUAAGUGCUGAAAUUGAUGUCCUGAGCAAUGAGAAGUCUUACAAGACCAAACUAGUUACAGAGGAAGAAACUUCUGACAUUGAUAACGUUCACAAAGACAAAGAUUCACGUUUCUUGAAGUCUCAAAUCUAUACUUUCAAGAUCCCACAUGUUAGUGGAGGAUCCAUCUUUUCGGUUAAUGUGAAUUGGUCACAGAAACUGGUCUACAAAGACGGCAAGUUUCAUCUCAAUGUGCCUUUUAGGUUCCCUGCUUAUGUGACUCCUGUAGGCAAAGAGAUUACUAAACGAGAAAAGAUUGUGUUAAACAUGAAUUCUUGUGUUAAUGGUGGUGAAGUAGCCUGCAGUUACUCAAGUCAUCCUUUAAAGGUUAUUAACCGUGAAUCUGGUAAAUUAAGCUGUGAGUAUGUUGCUGAAGUAUCUUCUUGGUCAAGGGCUGAUUUUGAUGUUUCAUUCAAUGUUUCCUCUGGUGAUCUGAGUGGUCAUGUUUUGGUUAAGUCUCCAUCUCCAUGGGAUUCAGAUGACAGAGGAAUGUUCUGUUUGUACCUUUUCCCUGGAACCACCAAGCACAAACAGGUUUUCAGAAGAAGAGUUGUGUUUGUGAUUGACAUAAGUGGAAGCAUGAAAUGGAAGCCGCUGGAGGAUGUAAAGAAAGCCUUGCUAGAGUCUUUGGAUAAGCUAGAACCUGAAGAUGUGUUCAACAUAAUCGCCUUCAAUGACAACAUUCUAGAAUUCUCAACUAAGAUGGAGUUUGCAACUGAUGAGACUAUAUCUGCUGUGACUGAAUGGCUCGAUAGUAAUUUAAUCGCAAGUGGUGGAACAAACAUGUUACUUCCCUUGAUACAGGCUAUGAAGUUGCUUGAAGGAAGCAAGGUUGGAGUUCCUCUUGUAUACCUUGUCACUGAUGGGUCUGUUGAAAACGAGAGAGAGAUAUGUAAUGCCAUGAAAGAAUGUUGUAGUGGUCACGAAAAAUCGAUUUCUCCAAGGAUAUCUACUUUUGGCAUUGGUUCUUUUUGCAACCAUUACUUCUUGCAAAUGCUAGCGAGGAUAGGGAAUGGUUACUAUGAUGGUACAAACAACACAGAUUCAUUUGAGCAUCAGAUGAGUAGACUAUUCGAUUCUGCUUCUUCUACAAUCGUAGCCAAUACUACUUUUGAUGCUCUCAAACUCCUUCGCUCAGUGGAGCUGUUUCCUUCUCAGAUUCCAGACAUCACGCUUGGUCAACCAUUGAUCUUGUCUGGAAGAUACAAAGGACAGUUCCCAGAUGAAGUUGAACUCAGAGGCACGCUGGCUGAUUUGAGCUGCUUUACAAUUGAGUUAACAGUGGAGAAAGCUAAAGACAUUCCUCUAGACAAGGUUCUUGCGAGGAGACAAAUCGAUGAACUCACUGCUCAAGCUUGGUUCGAAGACAAGAAAGAGCUACAAGAUAAGGUCACGAGAAUGAGUAUACAAACAGGGUUUCCUAGCGAAUACACGCAGAUGGUUUUAUCACUCAAGGACAACGACGUAGAGAAGACAAUAGAGAGACCAGUUUCAAUCAAAGAGAUUCUUAGGAACCCAUCGUACCAAAUCCACAAGCAGAUGAGCAGGAACAUCGAGAGAACGAGUUUGCUUGGGAAACAAGGGUUUGGGUUUGGUAACUUGGCAGCCACGUUAAAUAACUUGCCGCCGUGGAUGGAAGAGCCUAAAGAGCCGGAAGGAGCAGAGAUUCUCAUAAGAGCUGCGUCAGGAGUGGUGGAUCGUGUCUGCUGUAUGUGUUGCUUGCAGUGCCUUUCUAGGGUUAGCGAUCAGUGCACCAUAGUCUUCUCUCAGAUUUGUGCAGCAUUGGCUUGUUUCCAGUGUCUUGGUUGCUGUUUCGAAGUCUGUGGCUGUCUUGACCUCUAAGAAAGCAGGUCAGUGUAUGGAGAUAACAUAAAUACAAUACAUAUUUUAAGGA
Raphanus sativus (radish) is the source of this 2440-nucleotide messenger RNA. RefSeq lists its product as uncharacterized. NCBI's taxonomy places the organism in Eukaryota, Viridiplantae, Streptophyta, Magnoliopsida, Brassicales, Brassicaceae. The coding region runs from base 118 to 2388 and encodes 756 amino acids. The transcript has 12 exons. The record is from RefSeq and is a predicted model, not a curated record.